Messenger RNA from Lytechinus variegatus (green sea urchin), 1120 nucleotides. Its product is annotated as borealin-like. Bases 134 to 1018 code for a protein of 294 amino acids. The transcript is spliced from 9 exons. Gene Ontology annotation, biological process: mitotic sister chromatid segregation. Gene Ontology annotation, cellular component: spindle midzone; chromosome passenger complex; chromosome, centromeric region. Lineage: Eukaryota; Metazoa; Echinodermata; Echinoidea; Temnopleuroida; Toxopneustidae. The record is from RefSeq and is a predicted model, not a curated record.
UUUUUGAUUGGUUGUUUGCAAAUUGUUUCGAAAUUACGGCGCGAGCAAGAUAAAAAAAGUGAAAUAAGGGAUCCUAAAACAGAUCGCUAGGAGAAUAUUUGUGAUAUUAUAAGCCUAUUAAGCAGCUAUAAAAAUGCCUAGAAGAAGGAAAACAAAGUUGGCCUCUCGAGCAAAGCCACUGCUUCCCGACGAUGGGGAAUCAAAUAUGGAGAAGGAGGCAAGGGAACAGAAGCUUGGAGUUUAUCUUGAAGGUUUUGACAUUGAAGUUGAGCAACGGGUGCGUGAAAUGAAUGCCAUGUUUGACAGAAUGUGCAAGAACAUCAGGUCAGCUACCUCCUUGUUUUUGAUGAAGAUGCCAAAGGAAACUAAAAACAUGAAAUUGAUGGAUUAUUUUGCUCAAGAUGGCUUGGCUCCUGCUGUGAAGGUCAUAGAGCAGAUCUCUAAGAAUGUCGAUGAGAUGAUCAACCUGCCCAAGGCUGUCACUGAUGCCAUAUCAUCAUCAGAAUCUGAAGAUACCGCUGCAACAUCCACGGGUGAAUCAGAUACUAGUGAGGUAGAUGAAAAGCCAAAGAGGUCGACAAGGUCAACAAGAAAAGCUCCUGCAACACGUAAGAAAGCCAAAGCAACUACUGCAAAGAGGACGUCAGCAAGGAAGAGGACAAGGGCAGCCUUGCAGGAGACUCCUCUUACAAGCAACAAUGCACAAUCUGCAUUGCAGACACCAGCCAAUACUAUGUCUCUGUCAUCGAUCAACACUCCUUUCAUUACACCCAAAUUUGACCCAAGUUCCAAGAUGACCCCUGCUACAGUACGUCGAGCUAAGAAGGGAGAGCUCUUGGUGUCUCUCUCUGGAAGCCCUGUUGAAGCUAGGAACUCCCCCAAGGAUCCUGCUCAGUCAGUUGAGAGGCUCAAGGAAAACAUUGAGAAUCUAUUCACCCAGGAUGAUGUUGACAAGAAAAAUAUCCUAAUGCUUCAAGAAACGCUGAGCAGAUUUCUAAAGGACAAGGACUCUUCAUGAAAAGAUAUUGGAGCUUUAGCACCCUGAAGUAUCCUUCACACGACCGGGAGCAUUCCAUAGAACCAAUGGUUGGUGAUUUUCACUGACUGUUGUUAUAAGCUA